AUGUCAGACCAACAAAUUCAACAGUUUAUGACCCUCACUAACUGCUCUGCAGAUGUGGCUACUCAGUUUAUUAACAAAUCGAAUGGUGAUUUGGAAGAUGCGAUAAACAAGUAUUACGCAAGUUUGCUAGAAGGUAAAGAAAAAAAGAGUGAGUCUGAGGCACCACUAAGAGAUUAUCGUUCUAAUGCAUCAAGCAGUGUUGGAAAUGCUAAUGCUUCACAUCCGUCUUCUGCUGCUUCUGGUAAAUCUGUGAGUUCGACUGGGCCCAAAAAGAAGGAAACGCCAAAGUUUAGGACUAUUUCUCAAAUUGUAAAGGAAGCGCAAGCAGAUGAUGAAGACGAUGAUGAGGCAAGACAUACUUUUGCCGGUGGGGAAACAUCAGGGUUGGAGGUUACCGAUCCAAAUGACUCAAAUUCUUUGAUUAGAGACUUGCUAGACAAAGCACGGAGAGGCGGGGAACGUGGGGCCAGCGGAGAUGAAGAGCAAGCUCCAGGUAAAAAGGCAUUUAGUGGCAAGGGCUAUCGGUUAGGUUCUUCAGUGAACGCUGUACCCGAAGUUUUAGAGGACCCUGAGCAAGCAGUACCAGCUAAACCUAAAAAGGUCACCAGGGAGAUUACAUUUUGGAAAGAGGGGUUCCAGGUUAGCGAAGAUGGUCAGCUAUAUCGUUACGACGAUCCAGCUAAUAGUUACUAUCUAAAUGAACUAAACCGGGGGAGGGCGCCUUUAAAGUUGUUGAAUGUUGAGUUUGGCCAGGAAGUGGAUGUUAAUGUGUAUAAGAAGCUUGAUGAGUCGUAUAAGCCACCCAAGAGAAAGUAUGGAGGGUUUGAAGGCAGUGGACGUAGAUUGGGCUCACCAAUUCCUGGUGAUGCAGCUACAGUGGAAAAUGAAUCCGCACGUAAAGAACCUAGUGUCGAUGUGCCUGUCUCUUCUGAACCAGAAAAAGUGGAGGAGCCCAAGGGGGACGUAAGUGUUCAAAUCAGGUAUGCUAAUGGUAAACGAGAAAUAGUGCGUUGCAAUUCAACAGAUACUAUCCAGUUCUUGUACGACCAUGUUAAAAAGAACACUGAUGAUCCUAGACCGUUUAACUUGAACCAAACCCAUCCGGUUAAACCGAUUAACCAACUUGAAUCAACUAUUGGAGAACAAAACUUAUGCAACUCUGUUGUUGUCCAAAGAUGGGUAUAG
This is a messenger RNA of Eremothecium cymbalariae DBVPG#7215, 1185 nucleotides long. RefSeq names its product protein phosphatase regulator SHP1 (gene SHP1). The coding region runs from base 1 to 1185 and encodes 394 amino acids. Lineage: Eukaryota; Fungi; Ascomycota; Saccharomycetes; Saccharomycetales; Saccharomycetaceae. Gene Ontology annotation, biological process: Golgi organization; autophagosome assembly; proteasome-mediated ubiquitin-dependent protein catabolic process. Gene Ontology annotation, molecular function: ubiquitin binding. The transcript has a single exon. Gene Ontology annotation, cellular component: cytosol; nucleus. The record is from RefSeq and is a predicted model, not a curated record.